Hansenula ciferrii is the source of this 2721-nucleotide messenger RNA. RefSeq names its product Oligopeptide transporter. Gene Ontology annotation, molecular function: oligopeptide transmembrane transporter activity. NCBI's taxonomy places the organism in Eukaryota, Fungi, Ascomycota, Saccharomycetes, Phaffomycetales, Wickerhamomycetaceae. The record is from RefSeq and is a predicted model, not a curated record. Gene Ontology annotation, biological process: transmembrane transport. The coding region runs from base 1 to 2721 and encodes 906 amino acids. The transcript has a single exon.
AUGACUUCUGAAGAUAAAAAUAACGUGGUAUCAAGAGUUGAAUCACAUGAUGAAGUUUCAUUAACUGAUGAAGAUUUAAAUAAAUCUGGUUUAAAAUUUAAUGAAACUCAAAUCAAAGAGUACUUCUCCAAGUUAAGUGAUGAAUCAAUCCAAUUAUUUUUAACCAAAACUGGUCAUGGUACUGAUAUCAAUCAUGAUAAUAAAGAUGCUUUAACUUUUGACUUGAAAUUCUUUUUGGAUAAAAUUAUCUUAUUAUCAAAUGAACAAACGUUAGAAAUUUUAACCCAUGCAAUUCAUGAACAUGAAGGUGAUGCAAAUUUCCCAAUUAAAGAUUGGAAUUUUAUCAAUGAUUUGAUUGAUCAAAAUAAAUUAGAAUUGAAUUAUGAAAUCAAUUUUGAAGCAAAAUUAACUGCAGUGUUAAUUAAAUAUCAUUCACCUUACCCUGAGGUUCGUUCUGUUACUGAAAUUGUUGAUGAUUUAAAUGAACCAGUUGAAACUAUUAGAUCUUAUACAUUAGCUAUAAUUUGGUUAAUUAUUGCAUGUGGUAUUAAAGAAUUUUUUUCUCAUAGAUUCCCUUCAAUUGCUUUAAGUUCUGGUGUUGUUUCAAUUUUAAUGUAUUCAAAUGGUAAAUUAUGGGAAUAUGUUGUUCCAAAUUAUAAAUUUAAACUCUUUGGUAAAAAAUUUGAAUUAAAUCCUGGUCCUUAUACUUUUAAAGAACAAAUGUUUGCUUCUUUAAUGACAAGUGUUGCUAAUUCAAAUGUUUAUGUCUCAUAUAAUAUUGUUACUCAAGUUAAAUUUUAUGAACAAAAUUGGCCAUUAAAUUUUGGGUUCCAAUUUCUUUUAUCUAUAUCAACUCAAUUAAUGGGGUUUUCAUUUGCUGGUAUCUUGAGAAAAUUUGUUGUUUACCCAGUUAGAUCAAUGUGGCCAACAGUCUUACCUACAAUUGCAUUAAAUAGGGCAUUAUUAAAACCUGAAAGAAAAGAAAUUAUUAAUGGAUGGAAAGUUUCUAAAUUUAAAUUUUUUUGGACAGCUUUUGGCUCAAUGUUUUUAUAUUUUUGGAUUCCAAAUUAUUUAUUUCAAGCUUUAUCAAGUUUUAGUUGGAUUACAUGGAUUAAACCAAAUGAUUUUAAAUUAUCAAUGGUUACUGGUUUUAGCUCAGGUUUAGGUUUUAACCCAAUCUCAACUUUUGAUUGGAAUGUUGCUACAGCAGUUAUAAGUCCUUUAGUUUUACCAUUUUAUGUUAGUAUGAAUGUAUUCUUGGGUAUGAUUGUUUCAUUUAUAACAAUUUUGGGGAUUUAUUUCACAAAUUAUAAAUGGUCAGGUUAUUUACCAAUAAAUUCAAAUGCAAUUUUCACAAAUACAGGUAAGACAUUUGCAGUGCAAAAUGUUUUAACUGAUGGUUUAUUAGAUGAUGAAAAAUAUCAAAAUUAUUCACCACCUUUUUAUUCAGCUGCAAAUAUUAUGGUUUAUAGCUCAUUCUUCAUGUUUUAUCCAUUUGCAUUUCUUUAUAAUUCUUUCAAAGAAUGGAAUACCAUUAAAUUUGCAAUUUUAUUCAUUUAUGAUAAUGCAAAAGAAUCAAUUAGCUCAAUUAAACCACGUCGGUUUGUGAAGAUUCGUACAAAUAGUGAUGUUGAUCCAUCAAAUGAAAAAUCUACAGAAGUUAAUAAAGGUCUUGCAAACUCAACUUUAUCAAGAUUUGAGGAUCCACAUUCUAAAAUGAUGGCACAAUAUAAAGAAGUUCCUGAUUCAUAUUAUUGGUUAAUUUUAAUCAUUUCAUUAGUACUUUGUAUUCUUUGUGUUAAAGUUUAUCCAGAGACAAAGACACCAGUUUGGGGUAUUUUCUUCACUGUUGCUAUCAAUUUUGUUUUCUUGAUUCCAUUUUGUAUUUUACUUUCAGUUACAGGUAUUCAAAUGGGUUUAAAUGUUCUUGUUGAAUUAAUUGUUGGUUAUGCUUUGCCAGGUAAUGGUACUGCAUUAAUGAUUUUAAAAGCACUUGGUUAUAAUAUUGAUGGACAAGCUGAAAAUUUCAUAUCAUGUCAAAAAACUGCACAUUAUACAAGAAUUCCAAUUAGAGCUGUUUUCAGAGGUCAAUUAAUCGGUUCAGUUAUUCAAGUUUUUGUAUUUUUAGGUGUUGUUAAUUGGUCAAUGUCAAAUAUUGAUGGUAUGUGUGAUUUAAAACAACCACAAAAAUUCAUUUGUGCAAAUGAACGUACAUUUUAUGCUUCAAGUGUCUUUUGGGGUGUUAUUGGUCCAAAGAAAAUCUUUGAUGGUCUUUAUCCAACAAUGAAAUAUGCAUUUUUAAUUGGGUUCUUGGUUGCAUUAGUAUUUAUUGCAAUUAGAAAAUUUGCACCAAAUUUAUUACCAAAUAAUUUUGAACCUUCAGUUUUCAUUACAGGUUUAUUACAUUAUGCACCAAGAAAUAUGUCAUAUAUUAUUCCAACAAUGUAUUUAGCUUUUGGUUUUACAUUUUAUAUUAAAAGAAGAUAUAUUGCAUGGUUUGAAAAAUAUAAUUAUGUUUUAUCUGCUGCCUUGGAUGCUGGUGUUGCAUUUUCAGCUGUAAUUAUAUUCUUUGCAGUUCAAUAUCAUCCUAAAGUCAUUUCAUGGUGGGGGAACAAUGUUGUUAAUUUAGGUAUUGAAGGUGGUGAUGGUCAAACUACUUUAUAUAACAUUACUGAGACUGAAAGAGGUUAUUUUGGACCUGAACGUGGUCAUUUCCCAUAA